Molecule: messenger RNA, 1107 nt
Organism: Toxoplasma gondii ME49
Lineage: Eukaryota; Apicomplexa; Conoidasida; Eucoccidiorida; Sarcocystidae
Exons: 1
Coding region: 176-490 (104 amino acids)
Source: RefSeq, a predicted model, not a curated record
AUAAGCUGCAGCAUGAACUGAAGUUCCUCUGCGGAGUGAAUCACUUUCACUUAUCUGCCUUGGCUUCUUCGCGAGAACACCUUCAGCAAUUGUUUUCUCACAGCUCAGUGCCUGUUUAGCUGUCAGACGAUUCAUAAAUUUCUGUUUUAAGAAGUCUGUAUCAUCAUUUUCCAAAAUGGCGACCGAGCACUCACACGCGGAACAAAGCAAAGGGCUCAUGGAGAGAGCUAAAGAAACGGUCAUUACUGCUGGCGAGACUGCGAAAGGAGCAGCAGUGGACGCUUACAAUGCUGCAAGCGAGGGCGUGGCUAGUCUGACUAGGCAUAUCAGCGGAGAGAAUCACGGCGACACUGCAGAGAAAAAAGCAUACGAAGCAAAAGACGCGUCUAAGGAAGCUGCCGCUUCAAUAGGCCAAGGCGUUUCUAACGCGGCUCGCGAUGUAUCAGAAGCUGUCUCGAAGGACCCCAAGGUUCAAGAAAAGCUUGGCUAGAUGUUUUUCGUGAAGAAGUGCAGUUCAUAUCGUGUGAGAUGAGGAUAGCAUAGUUCUUUAUACGAGGAUCAAGAGGCCGUACUCUUUUGACAAGCUUUUUGUGCUCAUCUGCGUUUAUCGAAGCGAUUUGUGCUAAUUUUCGGGCGCCCCAAUCGACCACUUCAGGUGUUCGUCGAGUGUGCACGAGACUCUGCAAUCCAUUGAAAACAGCCUUACGCCACAACUCGCAAUGUAUCUUCUCGAAACAUUGUUGUUCAAUUUGUCUUUCACAGUUCGACUGAGCCUUAUGGUAAGUUCUGUCUUGUUUUGAGUUGAAAGAAACGCUCAACACCAAAUGUUCUACCAGCUACUGCCCACUUGAUGGUGCUUAUGGUAAUCUUUUUUCCCCAGUGCAAUCUAGAACGGUGUCUGCCAAAAACAAACGGCCAAUGCCCGUGCCACAGGAAGCCAAUAACAUUUACACCACAUAGGUCGUAAAUCGUCGAGAUAAAUUUGUUGGUGAGUCGGCGGAAAAAGUUUUUUUUUCGGAAGAUGAGCCAGGUCGCAAUAAACUUCAUGAUGGAAUGCUCCACCGAACACACGAAUCACCGAGAACGGAUUUUUCUGCCGCAGGCUUU